AUGAAGGAUGUCUCCUUCCAGGAGUUUGCUCUGCGCGUCCGCCAGAGUCAACACAAACAGGCCCAACGCAGGAAGCUGGAGCGGCGUCUCCAGGCCUCCAAGGUCGCCCUCGGCCUUGCUUCUCGGCUGGUCCGUGUCGGGGCCGCUGUUCAGCGUGGUCUGGUCGAGAGUUUGAAGCACGAGGAUAAAUUGGCCUUUGUCGCGAGCCAUGCGGCCCUGUUGGACCUCCAGGAAGCCUGCCACGAGGCCUUUUCUUCAUCAUCAACAUCAUCAUCAUCAUCAUCAUCAUCAUCAUCAUCAUCAUCAUCAUCAUCAUCAUCAUCAUCAUCAUCUCCUUCUUCUAAUGCAUCCAUGUCCACGGUCCCGUCUGGAUUCUUUCACCAUCUGAGCCCGCAGUCUCGAGCAGAUCUGCUCCAGAUCGUCCGUCUGGCCCGUUCCGACCCCAACUUUUUGUUUGAGCGCCUGUGCAGUCUGUCCCAGGCCCAGCUGACUGCCCUCGUUGCCCCCUCCUCUGCUCUGGAAGCCGGGGAUCCGAACCCGAAAACCGCAGCGGGUGCGGCGACGGCCGCGGCUUCUUCUUCGUCGUUGUCGUCGUUGUCGUCGCUGUCGUCGUCGCUGUCAUCCCGUCUCCGCAACGGUCCCUUGUUUUCGUCUUCCUCACUGGCCAAAUCACGCCCGGCGGCUGCCGCUGCUUCUGCUUCUAUUACUACCUGCUCCAACACCUUCAAGGAUUGGGCCCUGGCCUUUGAGCGGACCGACCCCCUGUCCACUUUGCUCUUCAAUGUCUUUGCCGCCCCGCUGGAUGCCCAUGGCCCGGAGGCCCACCGCCGCCUGCAGCUUUGGUCCUCCGUCUGUGCCAAGCUGCUCUCCCACGGCGGUAGUAAGUUCUAUCCUUUGGUCGGCCAUAUCCUCUCCGCCUGGGCCAUUCGCAGCGACUGGAAAGCCAAGCCCCGCUUCGAGCUCUACCUCAUGGACAUCUUGCAGCGUGGCGCCUUCUUGCUCGAGCCCGUCGCCGCGCCCCCGGCGGGCUCGGCGUUUGGCGCCAACUCCGCUGACCCUAUAGAUCCCCUGCGCACCGGCGUCGCCGAGGAAUUCUUCGUCUCCGCUGUCGAUGGCCUUUUCGACCUCCUCGAUGACCCGGACGGAGGCUUCCCCCAGGCGAUCCGUGAAUUCGCCAGCGCCGUCUACGCCAAGCUCGACCAUCCAGAGUUUCGUGACCGCUUUCUUGACUAUCUCUUUGUCCAGUGGUUUUUCUCCAAGUUCCUCUAUGGCGCCCUUACCUAUCCCGAGACUCAUGGUUUGUUGCUGGACUUUCAUAUCAGCAAAGAUGCCCGCGAGAAGCUCCUAGGUCAAGUCGGACUGCAGGCCUACUCACAGGUUUUUGGUGUCCUCCGCUCCAUGCCUCGCUUCCCCAUGCCUCGCCCUAGUGUCCGCCAGCAUGUCAGGAAUAUGCUCUCCCGCUUUAGGACCCCGCCCAUCAACAAUCCCUCCGGCGAUAGUCUGUCGGACUCGCCCGCAGCUUUUGUCAUGUUGUCUGCCACCGACGCCCUGACCCUGCUCGAUGCCCUGUUUCCCCGAGCUCCAUCCCCGGUAUACAGCCCCCAGUCUCCUGUUCUCGGGGCCUCGCCUCUGUCUUCAUUCAAUCCAUUCCAGUCCUCCUUUGAUCCCCAGUCUCCACCCGCCACGCAACCGGGAUUCUUCCGCCCUCGCAUGGACGGCUUCUUCAGUCCGACUUCCCGUGGUAGUCCCGUCUUUGCCCCAGAGAACUUGCUGGCCCGCACCGCAGACCGCAUCCGGUUCGAAUUAUCCGACAUGGGCGAGCCCCAUGAUCGACCCAGCCUGGAUCACCCCUGCUCCGAGGAUUGGGCCAUCUUUUCCGUUGUUGAACACGGGUCCCGUCUUGUCUGGGGUCUCGAAGACAAUUACGAGGCCCUGCAGACCGCGAUUGUGAAACUGGUCGAAGAGACUGAUCCCCGAACCACGCCGCCCACCCUGUCGCUGAAGCAACGAUUCGAACGGGCCAUGUCCGACUGUACCCAGCGGUCCGAUUUCAUGGGGGCGCAUUAUUGGUGGAACGCCUCGCGGCAGCUCCUCCAGGGGAUGAACCAGGCUGCGCAUGACUCGUGGGUUCUCGAUCCCAUGUACGCCUCGUGCACGCGUGCCCUGCACACAUCCCGCUCAGUAAUUGAGCGCUGCGAGGAUGACUUCACCACCCUUGACCGUAACAUGAAUGAGCUGCAGCAGUCAGUCAAGGCCUUGAUGGCUACGAUCACCAAGCUGCGUACCAAGAUGUGGUACAUGACCGAUGUCAAGAACUCCAUGCGCUAUGAGGAAGCCCGCCAUGUCGCCCUAGCGCUCAAGACUAUGAUCUCCUCGGCGCGCCUUGCUGGACCACCAACGUCGUCCGAUGAGCCUCAUCGUGCUCGUUACGGAACCCGGCCCCUGGCAGGCUCUCUACUGCAGAAGCCCGAGCUGCAGGUCAUGAACGUUAUGAAAGCCCCGCAUAGCCAGGGCGGUGCGCACAAGCUGUCGGAUGAGCAGGUUGACCUGACGCGCAAAUGGCUGGCACACAAUGGUAUUGAUAACUUCUGCAAGGGCGAGGAGCGCAUCCACCGCUUCUGCUAUGAGGUCCGUACCAGCAUCCACCGCCUUGUCGGUGAGACCAUGGCCGAGACCCCCGUGCUGUGGGCCAGCGAACUCUUCCAAAAGGAACGGGCCCGCUAUGAGGGCUACGCCAACCGGAACUUCCUUGCCCCCGUCUCUUCCUCCUCCGCCUCUUCAUUCUCCUCUAGCACGGCUAGCAUCAGCGGCAGCGGCGGCGGCGGCAGCAGCAGCAGCAGCAGCAUCCGGACCACUGGAAGAGAUGACCUGAUCGCAUCACCCCCGCCGGGAUUCUCCACUUUGCUGCCGUCCUCCUUUCGGAUACCGUCGGAGAAAUCUUUCCCCUAUGUCCGCCCCUCUGCCUCCCACGAUGCACCUCCGCCGUCCGUUACACGCAAACCGUCCUUCCAGAGUCUACACUCGGAUCGGUGGAGAUCACCGCCGCCUCCGGUCUCAGUCUUGACAACAGCCACGGACGCUUCCUCCAUCGGCGACUCCCCCGGUCGGGCGGCGUCCACUGCCACGGGAGACUCAUGCAGCACGUUUUGGUCUGCACCCCACCACCACACGCAGUACGCAACCAGCGCCUCGAGCAUCUACUCGCGGCCACCAUCCAUGAUCAGUGAGACGGUCGCGACCACCCAACCGCGCCGUGUCUUUGAACGCAAGACACACGGCAAGGUGGCGUUUCUAGAGGACCUGCGGCAGGCGCUGGCAAGCUUGCUGCUGAGCGAUCUCGGCUCUCCUGUCUGGAGCUGCGGCAGCGAGACGGACGCCUGGUUUUCUGAUUUUUUGGUCGAGGAGCGUAUCCAGGUGCAGAUGGAGAAGCGCGCCCGCAUCCAGCGAUUCUAUACGGAGUAUGAGGAACGACUACGGUCUCGUCAGAACAGCCAACACCACCACCACCGCCGCCACCACUCUCUGCUUCGGCGGCGGAGCCAUUCGCUCGGCCCCGACCCGUGUAACCCGCAACCAUCUCACAAGACUCUCUCUAAUGCCGAGAGGGAUGAUGAUGGUGACCUUCAUUCUGAUCCUGUUGACGAGAUGAUCCCUCCUUUCUCAUAUCAACCGAUCUUCCGACGCUUGAUCGAGGUGUUCUCCCGCCAUGCCAACCCUUAUGUCAAACUGGAUGCGCUACGCGAUCUGAGAGUAUUAGUUAUUGCCUCGUUGAACUCGUCUUCUUCCUCUUCAAUCAAUCGUGUGACCGGGGCUCGGAGCUCCGGAGCCACGCAAGUGAGUCGAAGGCAGACCGCACGGUACAGCUUUUCCGAGACCCAGCUCGGCAGCGGCGAGAGCACCCAUCAUUUCCCUAUUGUGCAGGGGUCCGGGUCCCCCGCAACGGAAUCUGUGGUGUUCGAGUCGCACCCGUCCGAGUUUUCCCCGCCCACCGAGGACCGGAUCGUGGAGACACUGCGCGCGCUGAUCCUGGAGAUCAAGCCCAAGACUCUGUUCCGCGAUCUGCAGUUUAUAUCAGCAUUUGUGUCGAGUGAUGUGCUGAACAAGACGGACAGCGGCACGGCGUUCCUGCAGUUCGGCCUGGCCGCACUGAGCUUAAAGGAGGAAGUGUGUAACAGUAUGGUGGAGAUUGCCGAUCGGAUUCUCUCCCAGGAGCUCACGCGACGGCCCCAAGGCCUCUCGGCACCACCACCACCACGGCCACCAUCAUCAUCGUCAUCAUCAUCGGAGCAGUGGCCGCCCACGCCCACGCCCACGUUUACGCACCUGCCCGGGCCGGAUCUGGUGAUCCGGGAUGCGGCGAAAAUGUGGAUCAUCACAGCGAAAGAAGGAAACCCAGUCGCCCAGCGCGAACUGGCCAUCCUCUACCUCACGCACCCGGACCUCCUGCCGCGGGUGACACUGCCGCUGACGCUGCCGCGCGACACCUUCAAGGCAGAGAUGAUGUAUCACCGCGACAAGGACUCCCGAUCGGAUCCAUGCAUCAUGUGUCUGGCGCUGCACUGGAUGCAGCUGUCGGCCAGCGGGGGGGACGAACUUGCCAUGAACCGCCUGCGCGAGCGCGAGGAGUUUGACUCGAUUGCUUAA
Messenger RNA from Penicilliopsis zonata CBS 506.65, 4644 nucleotides. RefSeq lists its product as hypothetical. The record is from RefSeq and is a predicted model, not a curated record. The transcript has 5 exons. Lineage: Eukaryota; Fungi; Ascomycota; Eurotiomycetes; Eurotiales; Aspergillaceae. Bases 1 to 4644 code for a protein of 1547 amino acids.